Molecule: messenger RNA, 2350 nt
Organism: Harpegnathos saltator (Jerdon's jumping ant)
Lineage: Eukaryota; Metazoa; Arthropoda; Insecta; Hymenoptera; Formicidae
Gene: sotv
Product: exostosin glycosyltransferase sotv
Exons: 12
Coding region: 236-2350 (704 amino acids)
Cellular component (GO): membrane
Molecular function (GO): glycosyltransferase activity
Source: RefSeq, a predicted model, not a curated record
CCGGCGGCGUUCACAACGCAGCGGAGCGUGAAUCUAUUUUCACGCGCACGUUCUCCAUUUCAUCGAAAUUGUCUCGAAGACCAAAAGUCCGGCUGAUCCAUCGUUUAGCCGUAUUACUAACUUCAGUUUCAGCUGUAGGUAGAAGCGGUUGCGGCUUCCGAUGGUAUGAAUGCUGCGAUUUGUUUGACAAGCUGAUAAAUACUCGUAACCUUGUGUAUGCCAAAUACACAAUCGGAUGGUGCAAGUUAUUAGCUGCGACGAUGAUUUGCGUAAUUUAUGGUGUAUAAGGGAGUGUGCACAAUUUGUGCAGCACGAUACGUAUCGCGCGGUGGAUCAUUUAAAAAGUGGAAGAUGGUGUACACCAUGCCAACGCGUCUACUGCAUAAAAACAGCAGGAUGCCUUACCAUUAUCGGAAUAUCGCAGUCAUAUGUUUAUUAUCGUUUACAAUCAGAAGCCACCAAUUCUUCAUGCACAUAUUUUGGUUGUUUCAAUGUAUACCGAUGUGGCAGCCAAGGAAAUAAACUUUUAGUGUAUGUCUAUCCGCUUAAGAUAUACUUGGACUCAAUGGGUAGACCUAUAACAAGCCAGAUGACAAAGGAGUUUUACCAAAUUUUGAAUACCAUAAUCAACAGCAAGUUUUAUACGCCCAAUCCGUAUGAGGCCUGCAUCUUUGUGCCUUCCAUUGACACUCUCAAUCAAAACAGGUUGAGAUUGCAGGAAGUAUCUCAAGCUUUAGGAUCCUUACCCUUCUGGAACAAAGGGGAAAAUCAUGUGAUCUUUAAUAUGGUGCCUGGGAGUGUGCCAGACUAUAACACAGUCAUAGAUGUGCCAAUAGGAAGAUCGAUUAUUGCAGGUGCUGGGAUGUCGUCAUUGACACAUAGACCUGGUUUUGACAUUAGUCUACCGGUCUAUAGUCCGUUAGUGAAUAAUAUAAAGACAAAUCUGAGCAAUACAAGAACAUGGCUAGUCAUAUCUUCACAAAUCAAUAUUAACACUGCCUUUGAACAAGACCUGUUGGAAGUAAAAACCACAUAUCCAAAGGAUAUUCUGGUAUUAGGUCCGUGUUUGCAAUAUAAUCCAAUGAAUAAUACAAUACGCUGCAUAGGGGAGGAUUUGUACAAAUAUCCUGAUAUCCUACAUUCGGCAACAUUUUGUUUGAUAAUCCGUGGCGCUAGACUCGCUCAAAGUGUACUUUUGGAUGCAAUGGCAGCUGGUUGCAUACCUGUUAUCAUAGCAGAUUCUCUAAUAAUGCCAUUUCACGAUGUAAUUGAUUGGACCAAGGCUGCUAUUCUUGUACGCGAAGUUGAUAUCUUAUUGAUAAUACAAUUGUUAAAGAAGAUAUCGCACCAACGUAUCGUGGAGAUGCAAGAACAGAACGCAUGGCUGUAUGACCGUUACUUCAGUUCAAUGGAGAAAAUUACAGAGACUACGUUGGAGAUACUCGCGGAUCGUGUGUUUCCACAUUUAACACGGGACUACACACAUUGGAACAUACCGUCCUAUAAGGGCAAAACCUCGCCGCUCUUUCUACCAGUAACUGCGCCUAAAACACGUGGUUUCACUGCUGUAAUAUUGACGUAUGACCGACUAGAAUUGUUGUUCCUGUUAAUCAAUAAACUUGUGAAGGUGCCGAGUUUAUCUAAAGUUUUGGUGAUUUGGAACAAUCAGCAGAAAGAUCCGCCGCAUUCGUCGCGAUGGCCAAAAGUCAAUAAACCGUUGAAGGUCAUCCAAACGAAAGAGAAUAAAUUAUCUAACCGAUUUUAUCCGUAUGAUGAAAUCGAAACCGAAGCAGUAUUGUCGAUAGAUGACGAUAUCAUUAUGUUAACUGCCGAUGAAGUGGAAUUUGCAUAUGAGGUGUGGAGAGAAUUUCCAGACAGGAUCGUUGGCUUUCCAUCUCGUAUACAUAUGUGGGAUAACGGAACCAACUGCUGGAAAUAUGAGAGUGAGUGGACAAAUAGUAUCUCCAUGGUUUUAACGGGGGCAGCUUUCCACCAUAAGUAUUGGAACUACAUGUAUACAACAGCUAUGCCCGGCGACAUUAAAGAAUGGGUUGAUGAGCACAUGAAUUGCGAGGACAUCGCAAUGAACUUUCUCGUGGCGAAUAUUACCGGGAAAGCUCCGAUAAAGGUGACACCGAAGAAAAAAUUCCGAUGUCCCGAGUGUACCAAUACCGAGAUGUUAUCCGCGGAUUUGACGCAUAUGGUAGAACGUACACAAUGUAUCAAUAAAUUUUCUUCUAUUUAUGGGACUAUGCCAUUAAAAUCGGUCGAAUUCCGUGCGGAUCCGGUACUCUUCAAAGAUGUGUUCCCCGAAAAAUUAAAGCGAUUCAACGAUAUCGGUAGUUUAUAA